This is a messenger RNA of Tupaia belangeri chinensis (Chinese tree shrew), 1804 nucleotides long. RefSeq names its product zinc finger protein 524 (gene ZNF524). Gene Ontology annotation, molecular function: DNA-binding transcription factor activity, RNA polymerase II-specific. Bases 806 to 1588 code for a protein of 260 amino acids. Lineage: Eukaryota; Metazoa; Chordata; Mammalia; Scandentia; Tupaiidae. Gene Ontology annotation, biological process: regulation of transcription by RNA polymerase II. The transcript has 2 exons. The record is from RefSeq and is a predicted model, not a curated record. Gene Ontology annotation, cellular component: nucleus.
UGACUCCUUGCUGCGCGCCAGACGUGUGCCAGGGGCGUCGCAAAGCCAGUCUGGUUCUCCAGACAACUGGUGUGUCCCUUUUAUACAGGGGGAAGGCUCAGAGUAGAGCCAUUUGCUAGUUAUCGCCAGGGCUGGCUGCAGACGCGCAAUGCCCGGUCUCCCUGGGUCUGUUUCCUGCUCUCUGGGCCAUCUGGAUCCCCACGACCUCGUUCCAGCCUGAGCCCUGCCACUUACUGGCAGAGGGAGCCUGGGCAACCGACUUGGCUUUCCUGUGCCUCAGUGUCCCCAUUUGCAAAAUGAGUGACGUGUCCUUAGAGGAUUGAUUUGGGGCACAGCUCCUCACCCUGCUAAUGGGGCUUCUGUGGCUGACACUGACGGGGGCAUGCUCGGGCUAGUAGGUACAACCGUGCAAAAGACUUAACAGAGGCUCAGAGAGGUGGACAGCUUGUCUGAGGCCACACAGUGAGUCACGGACAAAGGAUUUGAAUCCGGGAUGUCUGACGCCAGACUCUUAACAAGGCAGAUGUAUUUGCUCCUCCCCAAAUCAGGGUCAAACAUCAGUAGGAGCAGUUCUGAACCCCUUCCCACUUGCGCCCAUCAAGAUGUGGACAGACUGUUUCUGAGGCUGCUGGCUCCGGAUUUACUGGGAGCUCUGUUUCCAGGGUCGCAACGCCGUCCCCACCCUCGCUAGGACCCUGUCCUCCUUGAAGGAAGUUUGUCUUUCACAUGGCUGGUGCUGACCUUGAACUUCUAGAUCCAGGGGACAGCCGGCUCCAGUGCCCAGACCCAAGCCCCUCACUGCUCAAUGGACACCCCCAGCCCAGACCCGCUGCCUUCGCCUUUACCUGGAGAGGAAGAGACACCUCUGGCCUUAUCUCCUCCUGUCCCUCGGGGCCGCCGAGGCCGGCGUCCAGCGGGGGUCACCUCCUCUGGUCGGACGCUCAAGGCCUCCCUCCCUCGCAAGCGGGGUCGCCCGCCCAAGUCAGGGCAGGAGUUGCCACUGGCACAGGGCGUGACAGCCCCUGUCGGUGGUGGGGGCAGCGACCUCCUGUUGAUCGAUGAUCAGGGCGUGCCCUACACAGUCUCUGAGGGGUCAGCGGCAGGUGCGCCCCAGGCCUCGGGCCCCAGGAAGGCCCCGCACUUCUGCCCCGUGUGCCUACGGGCCUUCCCCUACCUCUCCGACCUGGAGCGCCACCGCAUCUCGCACUCAGAGCUGAAGCCGCACGAGUGCAAGGACUGCGGCAAGACCUUCAAGCGGUCCAGCCACCUGCGGAGGCACUAUAACAUCCACACCGGCCUGCGGCCCUUCCGCUGCCCGCUCUGCCCCCGCCGCUUCCGCGAGGCAGGCGAGCUGGCCCAUCACCAGCGCGUCCACUCCGGGGAGCGCCCGUACCAGUGUCCCGUCUGCCGGCUGCGCUUCACCGAGGCCAACACGCUCCGGCGUCAUGCCAAGCGCAAACACCCGGAGACCAUGGGGCUGUCUCUGUGUCCCCCAGACCCAGGGCCUGAGCCACCGUGGGACGACGAGGGCAUCCCGGCCACAGAAGGGGCAGCGGAGGAGGAGCCGGAGGAUAAGGAGCCCGCCUGACCCCCACCCCCGGCCACCUGUGCCCAGGCGGUGUUCGGGGCUGGGGCAAGGCCUGGGAGAGGGGGCCGGGACACCUUUGGCUCAGGUGGGCUUCCCGCUGUGGGAGGGGUUUGAGGGUGGGGACCUAAACUGGUACCUGCUGCCCUCUGCCACCAUCCCCCGGACUGACAGGCCCUUGGAGGCGGGGGCCGCGGAAAUAAAUCUCUGCCCACGUGG